This is a messenger RNA of Miniopterus natalensis, 644 nucleotides long. NCBI's taxonomy places the organism in Eukaryota, Metazoa, Chordata, Mammalia, Chiroptera, Miniopteridae. The record is from RefSeq and is a predicted model, not a curated record.
AACUUAAACAAUGAGAUAAAAGACCUGUGCUCAGAACACUAUAGGACGAUGAAAAAAAGAGAUAGAAAAGGACAUAAACAGCAGAAGCGAGGCCGCGAUGGCAGAUGAGAUCACCAAGGCUCAGGCCGCUCCGCCUGGUGGCGACAAAAUCUUCAGGAAGAUUAUUCGCAAGGAAAUCCCAGCCAAAAUCAUUUCUGAGGAUGAGUAGUGUCUUGCUUUCCAUGACAUUUCCUCUCAAACACCAACACAUUUUCUGGUGAUACCUACGAAGCAUAUAUCCCAGAUUUCUGCAGCAGAAGACGAUGAUGAAAGUCUUCUUGGACAUUUAAUGAUUGUUGGCAAGAAAUGUGCUGCUGAUCUGGGCCUGAAGAAGAGUUAUCAAAUGGUGGUGAAUGAAGGCUCAGAUGGGGGACUGUCUGUGUAUCAUGUUCAUCUUCAUGUUCUUAGAGGUCAGCAAAUGAAUUGGCCUCCUGGUUAAGCAUGAUUUAGGGAUAAUUUUCCCUACUCUAGGCAAUGAUCAGUUUUGCAAGUUCUAAUGUGCUAAACAGUACACUUAUUUUUGCCUGUGUAUGGAGAAACUGAGGAAAUAAUUUCUAAGACCCAUACAUAAUAAAAGCCAUUGCUGCAAAAAAAAAAGAAUAUAA